GUGUUUCCGGUGCUCUCUUUCUAACUGACAUGUUCGAUACAGUAUUUCCUGCAGAUGCUGUCGAAUUUUGCCCUCAUCAAAAUUUGCACGAUAUAUUUGUGGUGGGGACGUACAAACUUGACCAGGAAGUGACGGUCGAAGAGAGCAAUGUAGAAUGCAAGACUCCUCAACACAGACGAGGCCAGUGUCGGGUAUUCAGGAUAGAUGCCCAGUCAAGUGGAACGAACUUCGAACAGAUUCAAUGCUUUGAUCUACCCGCAGUACUUGACAUGAAAUGGUGCCAUAUGUCUCCUAGUAGUCCAGCUACAUUGGGUAUAGCUGACUCUGAGGGGAACAUAACUCUUCAUCAAUGGCAAGAGGUCGGUCUACGGCAAAUUCAAGGCAUACGAAUUGCAGAGUCCUCCGCUAUUCUGUGUCUGUCUCUUGAUUGGUCAAAUAGACGAAGUCCUGGAACAAAUUUGGGCUCCCUGGUGGUGUCCCUGUCGGACGGAUCUCUGAGUAUCUUGCGACCAGAAAAUGGGACUGGUCCUUUAUCAGUAGAGUCUUCUUGGCAUGCUCAUGACUAUGAACCAUGGAUUGCUGCCUGGAAUUAUUGGGACACAAACAUGAUUUUCUCGGGAGGAGAUGACCUACAGAUGAAAGGAUGGGACAUCCGAGAAGAUUUAAUGAAACCUAUAUUUGUUAACAAACGGUUUGACGCAGGAAUAACAUCUAUCCAGAGUCAUCCCUACAUUGAAAAUUUGAUUGCUGUCGGAAGCUACGAUAAUACUGUCCGCCUUUUCGACAUUCGCAAGCCGUCAGUCCCCGUAAGUCGCGUAGACGUCGGUGGAGGAGCCUGGCGAGUCAAAUGGCAUCCGUCAUCGACCAGGAAAAAUGAUUUGCUCGUCGCAUGCAUGCACGAUGGAUUUAAGAUUGUUUCAUUUGACGAUCUGCUGUCUGACGACCCUCUUGGUACGAGCACGGGAACUGGCAGAAUUGUUAAACGAUUCGACGAACACGAAUCACUUGCCUAUGGCGUAGAUUGGUCGUAUGCUACGUCAGAGGGGAACGACACCUUGAUAGCAAGUUGUUCUUUCUAUGAUCAUCUCUUACAUACGUGGAGAGGAUAAUAAUGUUGA
This is a messenger RNA of Desarmillaria tabescens, 1118 nucleotides long. RefSeq names its product WD40-repeat-containing domain protein. The transcript is spliced from 8 exons. Gene Ontology annotation, cellular component: cytoplasm. Gene Ontology annotation, biological process: protein histidyl modification to diphthamide. The record is from RefSeq and is a predicted model, not a curated record. NCBI's taxonomy places the organism in Eukaryota, Fungi, Basidiomycota, Agaricomycetes, Agaricales, Physalacriaceae. The coding region runs from base 30 to 1109 and encodes 359 amino acids. Gene Ontology annotation, molecular function: protein binding; diphthine methylesterase activity.